Molecule: messenger RNA, 751 nt
Organism: Enhydra lutris kenyoni (northern sea otter)
Lineage: Eukaryota; Metazoa; Chordata; Mammalia; Carnivora; Mustelidae
Product: NADH:ubiquinone oxidoreductase subunit A13
Exons: 5
Coding region: 242-676 (144 amino acids)
Source: RefSeq, a predicted model, not a curated record
ACACCGACUGAACCAAGCCCCGUCUAAGAGAAAAGAUAGGGAAUCCUCGGCUGCAGCCCCGCCGCCCAUUGGAGUCCUGGACCUAUUGCCCUAGCUCUCCUUCACCGUGGGAUAGCUACACUAGCGUCCCAGAUGCCCUAGUCCCGCCCACGACAUGCGCAGUACUUUCAGCCACACUCAUCAUGGCGACGGCCUCCGGACGUAACUUCCGCCCGCGGCCGGAAGUUGGGGUCCUGUGAGCAUGGCAGCAUCGAAGGUGAAACAGGACAUGCCCCCGCCGGGGGGCUAUGGCCCCAUCGACUACAAGCGGAACCUUCCGCGUCGGGGACUGUCGGGCUACAGCAUGUUCGCUGUGGGCAUUGGGACCUUGCUGUUCGGGUACUGGAGCAUGAUGAGGUGGAACCGCGAGCGCAGGCGCUUGCAGAUUGAGGACUUUGAGGCCCGCAUCGCGCUGAUGCCACUGUUGCAGGCAGAGAAGGACCGGAGGGUCCUGCAGAUGCUUCGAGAGAACCUGGAGGAGGAGGCCAUCAUCAUGAAGGAUGUGCCCGACUGGAAGGUGGGUGAGUCUGUGUUCCACACAACGCGCUGGGUGACUCCCGUGAUGGGCGAGCUGUAUGGGCUGCGUACAAAUGAGGAGAUUGUGGACGCCACCUAUGGCUUCAUUUGGUACACGUAGGGGGCCGCUCCCCUUGGACCGCUUGGACCCCUGCACCCUCCCCACUGGGAAAGAAUAAAUGCUCUGGAGACCUGC